Messenger RNA from Myripristis murdjan (pinecone soldierfish), 2428 nucleotides. Its product is annotated as neurofilament medium polypeptide-like. The record is from RefSeq and is a predicted model, not a curated record. Lineage: Eukaryota; Metazoa; Chordata; Actinopteri; Holocentriformes; Holocentridae. Bases 1 to 2361 code for a protein of 786 amino acids. Gene Ontology annotation, cellular component: axon; neurofilament. The transcript has 5 exons. Gene Ontology annotation, biological process: axon development; intermediate filament bundle assembly. Gene Ontology annotation, molecular function: structural constituent of postsynaptic intermediate filament cytoskeleton.
AUGAGUUUCACGCUGGACCACCACUUCUACGGCUCGACCGCGUACCGCAAGGCUCGGCCGGCCUCCGUGUCCUCCAGCGGCUUCCACUCCCAGCGCCGCCGCACCACCUACAGCCAGCCCUCCUCCGUGGACAGCCUGGAGAGCUACAACGGAGACAUGACGCGGAGGAACGAGAAGGAGAUUCUCCAGACUCUUAACGACCGGUUCGCCGGCUACAUCGACAAGGUGCGAAACCUGGAGCUGCACAAUCGCAACCUGGAGGCAGAGGCGGCAGCGCUGCGGCAGAGCCAAGCCGGACGCGCCUCGGUCGGGGAGCAUUACGAGCGCGAGCUGGGCGACCUGAGGGGUCUCCUGCAGCAGCUGACCGGGGAGAAGGCGCGAGCCACCUUGGAGCACGAGCACCUGGAGGAGGACAUCCAGCACCUGCGAGCGAGGCUGGAGGAUGAGGCGCGGAACCGGGAGGAGCUGGAGGCCGCCGCGCGCGCCAUGAACAAGUACGUAGAGGAGUGCGGGCUCGCACGGCUGGAGCUGGACAAGAAGUUACGCGCUCUCGAAGAGGAGGCCGGCUUUCUGAAGAAGAACCACGAGGAAGAGGUGGCGGAGCUCCUCGCCCAGAUUGAGGGCGCGCAGGUGAGCUUCGAGGUGCGGGACUCGCUCAAGGCGGACGUCACCAGCGCACUGCGAGAGAUCCGCGCGCAGCUGGAAAGUCACUCAUCCAAGACUGCAACGCAUGCCGAGGAGUGGUUCAAAGCACGUAUGGAGCGUCUGUCGGAGGCUGCAAGGACUAACCAGGAUGCAAUCCGUGGGACCCAGCAGGAGAUAGCUGAAUACCGCCGUCAACUCCAGAACCGCACCAUUGAGCUGGAGACUCUUCGAGGAACCAAAGAGUCACUGGAGAGGCAACGCAUGGAGAGUGAAGACAGGCACAAUGGAGACCUCAACUCACUACAGGAGACCAUCCAUCAGUUGGACAGUGAGUUGAAAACUACCAAAUGGGAGAUGGCCAACCAGCUGAGAGACUACCAGGAGCUGCUGAAUGUGAAGAUGGCUCUAGAUAUAGAGAUUGCUGCUUACAGGAAGUUGCUGGAGGGUGAGGAGAAUCGCUUUGUGUCAGGAGUAGGCCCCUAUUCUUACCUCGAAGGAAGAGCCUCUGCCCACUUGAAGCUGAAGGGAGAGGAGAUCUCAGAUACAGUUAUCCUGGAAGAGCAGACAGAUGAGACCCAGGUGACAGAGGUGACAGAGGAGGCAGAUGAGGAGGAAGAGGGAGAGAAAGAAGCAGAAGAAGAAGCAGGAGAGGAAGCAGAGGAGGGUGAGGAAAGCAAAGAAGAAGAGGGCAAGGAAGAAGGGGAUGAUAAGGAGGAAGAAGGUGAGGGUGAGGAAGAGAAGGCUGAGGAGAAGGCAGAGGAUGAGAAGGAGGAGGAUGAAAAGGCUGAGGAAGAAGAAGCUUCAAAGUCUCCUUCUAAAACCCCUCAACCUAAAUCUCCUGCUGUUAAAUCACCAGAAUCAAAAUCUCCACAAAAAUCACCUGAAUCUAAAUCACCACCAGCUAAAUCCCCAAUGCCCAAAUCACCCGCCAAGUCCCCUGCUGUCAAAUCCCCUGCAGAAGAUAAGUCAAAGUCACCUGCUUCCAAGUCUCCAGAAUCAAAAUCCCCAGCAGCCAAAUCACCAACAGCAAAGUCACCUGCACCGAAGUCACCUGUUUCAAAAUCCCCACCCAAAUCCCCUGAAUCUAAAUCUCCCCCUCCCAAGUCACCACGCCCCAAAACCCCUGAGCCAAAGUCCCCAGUACCGGAAAAGGCCAAGCCCCCCGCUGCCAAAGACACCCCUAAAGAGGAGAAGAAAGAGGAGCAGCCUCAGCCUGCCAAGGAGGAAAAGAAGGAGAAGGAGCAACCUGCACCUGUGAAGGAGGAGAAGAAGCAGGAGCCCAAGGAGAAGGAGCCUGAGAGCAAAAGCAAAGCAGAGAAGGCAGAUAAACCUGACGUAAAGAAAGAGAGUAAAGCUGAUGAAGCCUCAAAGAAGGAUGACACUUCCAAACCUGCUGCACCUCCUGCUGCUCCCAGCAAACCUGCAGAAGAAAAGCCCGCCCCUAAACCCGAGCCCAAAGAGACCCCUGCCCCAGCCAAGGAGGAGAAACCUGCUCCUCCUAAAUCAGAGAAGCCCCAGCCAGAGGAGAAACCUGUGCCUAAGGCAGAGCCUGAGAAAACAGAGAGCAAGAAAGAGGAGAAAGAGGAGAAAAAGGAGGAUAAGAAGGAAGCAGCUGACACUAAGGAGGUGAAGGAGGCAGGAAAGAUGGAGAAGGCAGAGAAAUCUUCUGGCACUGAGGCUAAGGAGAGCAAGGAGGAGGAGAAGACCAAGAAGUGAGACUACUGCGCUGUGUUCCAAGGCUUAAGGAGAAAAGGUGGAGGUCGAGAUGCCAAAGAACUGUGGG